AAUUUUUUACCUAUCUACCUGUUGAGGAGAGCGCCAGGCAAGGAGACUACCUAAAACCGGAUUUUUGUCUCUCUCUCUCUCUCUCAUUCUGUCUUUAAACUCGAACCAAGGCAGUAGCUUCGAGGCAGAAUAGGGGAUGCGUUUCCCAUUUUAUCGCCAACAAGAAGACACAACAUGGCGUGCAUGUCCGUCUUGUACCCGAUUCUACAGUCUGGCCAAUAAAGGGCAGGGUAGUGAGAAGUUAUCACACGAAGAAGUACAAAGAAGAAAAUGGGAAUGAAUGCGAAAGAGUGAGGUGAGGUUCCAUGAUUUCUAAGAAUUUUGUACAAUUUCCAAAACAUGAAUUAUACAAGCAUGUAUGCAGGAGAUUUCCGAAACACAUCUGAAUCAAAGCUAGAUCAGCAUUUUAAUCAUAGAGAUAUAGAAUUGAACAAUAAUUCGCAUGACUUAAGCGAAGAUCACUUAAUGAAGAUCAAUCCCUUUGAAAAUAAAAAUGAGAAUUCCCAAAAUACAUUUCAGUUCAAUAAAGCUUAUACUUUACAAAGUCAAAAUAAGGAAUGUCUAAUGAAAAACAACAACAAAUUGGAAAAUGUAGGUGCCCAGCAUUUUGAUGAUGGCAAUCCAGUGUCUCAGCCCGCAGAACGACGAGAAAAUCUUUACAAAGACAAAAGAAUAAUACAAAUUGGGAAUAAUAAUUUUCCUGUUAGGCCUCAUCGAAAAUGUCUUGGCUCUCAAAGUGCGCCGUCCCUUCUUCCAUCUGCAUCAACUCAGCAUUUAUCAAAUGAAAGAAGUGAUAAUAACCAGAAAACAAAAAGCAAUUUCAAGAAUGGAAAAUGCUUAGUUGAACAUCCAAAAACAAUUUCCAAUAAAGUUCCUGCAAAAGCUCAACCUUCAAAUAAUGACAGAAAACAGGAAAUGAAAAGCAAUCAAAGAAAUAAAAACAUCAAUAUCAGGAAAAGGCUGGAUUCUAGAAAAAGACUGAAAAUUCCAGUUAAAAGGAUACAGCUAAUGGGAAAUGGUGAAAUGCCUUCUCACGAGAAUGGUUCACUUGCUUCAGUGGAUGAAAUAAAAUAUGUACCAGACACAAGAAAUUCUGAUGAAACAGAUCGUUGCAGUUCAUAUUCCGAAGCCGAUCUAAGGUACGUUGCUGAAAAAGGAAACCUAACAAAUGAAAGAAAUAUGCCCCAUACAAAUUUUCAACAGAGCUUAAAGCAAAGUAUUCCAAGAAAUCCAUUAUUCGAUAGUAUGAAGUACAUAUCGAAUAUUGUCUGUAUGUCAAAUUAUGAGCGACCUUAUGAAGAAUCAGCCAAUGAAAAUUGUUCUAAAAAAACUGACAGUCGUUUCACCACGGACAGUUUUUUGAGGAAGGAACUUUCAGAUUAUAAGGAAUUUUUAUUGUAUCGUCGAAACCUGCGAAAGCAAAACCUCAAUAGAGAACCGAAAUUUCGCACUGCUAACGUUUCGGAGAGAUUUAAAUUUCAGGAAAGGAAAGAGUUUCAUAAUCAAAUGCCGAAGAAUGAUUACAAGAACAGGAAAGAAUAUUUAAAUGAAAAUCGACAAAAAAUAUAUCCUCACUCCAAAGCAAAACAUGUUCAUAAAACAAGAAGGCCAAAGGUAUCAGAGGAGCAAUUAUGGAAGCGAUUUGAAUACAAUUUUAAGAGGUACGCCACCACGAAGAGAUAUUCGGGUGAAGUGAUUCCGCGCAAGAUCAGUACCGAAUGGAUGAGCAACAUGGGAGUCGUCGGUGAUUUACUCACGGAGAAAGACGCCGACGUCGAAUUCAAGAAGGCCGCAGGCUCCAAAAUCACUAUGAAUAUUGUAGAAUACAAAGAAUUUUUGAUAAAUUUAACUCUGAAGAAGAAACUUCCUUAUUACGAAAUCUAUCGUCGCAUGUGUGGCAUGUAAGAAUAUCAAGAGAUAACAAGACAUCCAUUGAACCGAUACGAAAGAAAUAUGGUAUUCUACGACAACCAUCGAAUGCGGAUUUUAUGUCUUAAAAUGAAAUACGUCUGUUUUGCACAUAUUCCAUAUUCUGUCAUAUAUCAGUAGCAAUAAUCUUCCAAUUUAAGUGCCAUUUUCAUAUUGUAAAAUAUUUCA
Messenger RNA from Argiope bruennichi, 2097 nucleotides. RefSeq lists its product as uncharacterized. The record is from RefSeq and is a predicted model, not a curated record. The transcript has 6 exons. NCBI's taxonomy places the organism in Eukaryota, Metazoa, Arthropoda, Arachnida, Araneae, Araneidae. The coding region runs from base 340 to 1905 and encodes 521 amino acids.